AUCAGAUAGUUAAUACUUAAAAAUGAGGUUAUCUUUGCUCUUUGUCUUCUUGCUCGUCGUAAUGAUUGCCUUCGCACGAGCCGAAAACUGCCGUGGCAAGCAAAGAGAUAAUAUUGGUUUUCAAUGCAGAGGAGGUAAAAAUGAAGGACGAGGAGGACGUGGAUGUAGCCGAAAUGCAAACCGUCGUAUGUGGUACUACAAUCGGGUUUCAGGAAGAUGUGAACCAAUGCGAUACUUGGGCUGUGGAGGCAACAACAAUCGCUAUUGUAGCAAAAUCCGAUGCGAAAACAGAUGUAUCCGCAGGAAUUGAAGUAUUGAAAGCAAAUAUUGACUAGUACAAUACAUACUAUACUACUCGUAACAACAUAGUUACAAAAUUUAA
Teleopsis dalmanni is the source of this 382-nucleotide messenger RNA. RefSeq names its product kunitz-type protease inhibitor 3-like. The transcript is spliced from 2 exons. NCBI's taxonomy places the organism in Eukaryota, Metazoa, Arthropoda, Insecta, Diptera, Diopsidae. The record is from RefSeq and is a predicted model, not a curated record. Gene Ontology annotation, molecular function: serine-type endopeptidase inhibitor activity. The coding region runs from base 23 to 310 and encodes 95 amino acids.